AUGUCCAUGAGGGAGGUGGAUGAGCAAAUGUUCAACAUUCAAAAUAAGAACAGCAGCUACUUUGCUGAAUGGCUCCCUCACAACGUGAAAACAGCCGUCUGUGACAUCCCACCCCGGGGGCUAAAAAUGUCGGCCACCUUCAUUGGUAACAACACAGCGAUCCAAGAGCUCUUCAAACGCAUCUCUGAACAGUUUACAGCUAUGUUCAGGCGCAAGGCCUUCCUGCACUGGUACACGGGCGAGGGCAUGGAUGAGAUGGAGUUCACCGAGGCCGAGAGCAACCUGAAUGACCUGGUGUCACAAUACCAGCAAUACCAAGACGCCACAGCUGAGGAGGAGGAGUUUGAGGAGUAUGUUGAGGAGGAGGAGGUAGCCUAG
Messenger RNA from Saimiri boliviensis boliviensis (Bolivian squirrel monkey), 378 nucleotides. The record is from RefSeq and is a predicted model, not a curated record. NCBI's taxonomy places the organism in Eukaryota, Metazoa, Chordata, Mammalia, Primates, Cebidae.